AAGUAAUACUAGUAGCACAGUCCAAGCAAGCCUGAGAGGUUCCCUGUGUCCCGGUUACCUCUGUGGAAACUGUCUAAUGGUAAAGACUGUUAUCCACCUAUUCUAAGUAAAAGUUCAAGUUGCUUCAAAUCCUUGCUGUGUACCUUCAUUCAUUGCAUGCUGUUUUUGGGCUGGUUGUCGGCAGUGCCCUAUAACAAAACAACCACAUCCUGGCGUCACGAACACUAGGCGUUAACAACAUCUUGCCCCCAGGAUUAAUUCUAUCAGAUCCCGCUACCUACACUGUAACACCCCGUGGUCACCACAUCUCUUUUGGCAUCCCAAGAACAGGAUACGGGUGUGUGCCUUUAACUAUUCAACCACCAGGCCACCCGCAACAAGAAAAUGGAUGUAUACCAUUAUUGCAAGAGCCACUUUUCCUCCCCCCUAUUCAGAACUGUGAUUGUAAAAUUGUCCGGAGCUGUCGCAAGCUGCCACCGAAAUUGCGCCCAAAAAUGUACGGGACAAUGUCAGGUAAAUUGUGCUUUGCCGGGGUGCAGGAAAAAGUAAGGGGGAGGUGAAGAAUACCGUGUUGUUGCUGAAGUUCCUGCAAGGGUUAAAAAUCAGUCCCGCACCAGCGGUCGCAGCUCCGCCACCGCUGGUCCUCUGCAGUCACGCCUCCUUUGCGAGCCAGAAGGAACGAAAAGGGUCUCUAGUAUUGCGGUGGGGAAGCAUUUCUUGACCGGACCCAACCGGAAUUCCUCUGGGCGCAGCAAAAAAACUAAAAGUUCCGCCAGCUGCGCCCGCUUCAGUGUACCAGACCACCGCUGCGCAGACUCUGCAGAAGCCAUCAGAAGGAUCCGGGGAGAGCAGCAGACAUCCGGGGACCCCAGAAGUGGGUCACCCAAGCUCAGUAAGACUGGAGAAGAGGGAGCCUCUGGGCCAGGAGAUGAAGAAAGAGCCUCACUGUCUGACACAGCUGUCCAAUGAAAGGUCAGAGGAUGGCCUGGGACAUUCACACGGGGACCUGGCCCUGGAUUCUUACCAUCUUCAUAUGGCUCUGCACCCGAGUUCUGUGCAAUGAUAUUUUGGGCUUAAAGUUGCCCAAUGAACCCAUCUUGACUCCCAACACUGUCUGUCUGACACUACCUGGUUUGAGUAAGCGCCAGCUGGGGCUCUGCGUGCGCAGCCCCGAUGUGACAGCGUCAGCUCUCCAGGGAAUCCAAAUCGCUAUCCAUGAAUGUCAGCACCAGUUAAAAGGGCAGCGUUGGAACUGCUCCACUUUGGAGACUGGGGGCAAAGUACCACAUGAUAGUGCUAUUCUAAAAAGAGGUUUCCGGGAGAGCGCCUUUGCCUUCUCUUUGCUGGCAGCUGGGGUCAUGCAUUCAGUAGCGACAGCUUGUAGCCUGGGCAAACUGCAAGGCUGUGGAUGUGAAUGGAAACGGAAGGGAACAGAGGAAAAGAUACGAUUAAAAUUAAACCAAUUGCAACUCCAAGCUUUAUCUAAGGUGAGGGGUCUCCCCAGAGACUUGACUCCACUGCUUCGGGAGACCCCUGAGCCCAGUCCCCAGGAUACUUGGGAAUGGGGUGGCUGCAAACACGAGCUGGAGUUCGGAGAGAAGUUCUCCAGGGAUUUUCUUGAUUCCAGAGAGUCACCAAGGGAUAUUCAAGCACGAAUGAGAAUACACAAUAACCGUGUGGGAAGACAGGCAGUGACAGAAAACAUGAAGCGGAGGUGUAAAUGUCAUGGAACCUCUGGAAGUUGCCAGUUUAAGACUUGUUGGCAUGUAACCCCAGAUUUUCGGACUGUUAGCACAUUACUUCGUGAAAAACUACAACGUGCUGUUUUUGUGAACUCCCGUAAUAAAAACAGCGGAGCCUUCCAUCCGCGUCUCAACAAGAAGCGACUGGCCCGUGAGCUUGUCUACUUUGAAAAGUCUCCAGACUUCUGUGAGAGAGACCCUCUGGUUGACUCUCCCGGUACUCAAGGAAGAGUAUGCAAUAAAACGAGCCAUCAGAUGGACAGCUGUGCCAGCCUUUGCUGUGGACGGGGUCAUAAUAUUUUAAUGCAGACUCGCCGGGAACGAUGCAACUGUCGCUUUCACUGGUGUUGCUAUGUAAUGUGCGAGGAAUGCCGGGUCACACAGUGGGUCAAUGUGUGCAAAUGAGGAGUUGUGCGACUUCUUCAUAUCUCGGUCCUCUUUAUUGCAAUUAAUUUAUUCCUUCUUAGAGCUGACAAUGUACAGUAUGUAUUUUUUGUCCUGAAAUCGCAUGGAACUUGCUCUGUGAUUCAUAGUAAUCCAAUGUCAAGGGGAAUACUAUCCAAACCAGCAUCCCCUGAAGACAAUAUCUAGACUUCCAUACAUUCCAGGAAACAUGCCAAAUGGACAAACCAUAUAUUUGGAUUUUUGUUUUAAAGAGUGGUUUACAGAGAUCAGCAAGUCCAGUUAAUCCUUGAAGGAAACACUGUGGCAUCCCAUGGUCUAGAGGAAUUGCAGUACAUAGUCAUACAAAUAAUAUACUUUCUAUAAAAGGAAGAGUAAAUAAUGAAAGAUGUUCUUUUACCAAAAUAUUCAGUUUUGGACUUGUGGAAAUCCUUGUGUAAGUGGUGUGCACUUACUCAAAUGUCUAACUCAGAGACCUCCAUGUUUACAUAUAAUUUGAUGGGGUUAGCCCAGGAGGGUCAGAGAAGAUAUAUACUUAGGAGGUUUAUUUAUUGGAGUUUGUGUACAUCUCUUAAAUUAAAGUAUACUUUAGCUUACCUUCCAUUUAAUGUUUACAUUAUUUCCACAAUAUUCUGCAAACUUAUUGUGAUAUAAAAUUAACACGAGAGUUCUGGGAAUUUAAAAGCACAGUCUGAAUAGGGGGCUAGGGCAUUAACAAGU
Hyla sarda is the source of this 2864-nucleotide messenger RNA. RefSeq names its product Wnt family member 10B (gene WNT10B). Gene Ontology annotation, molecular function: frizzled binding; cytokine activity. NCBI's taxonomy places the organism in Eukaryota, Metazoa, Chordata, Amphibia, Anura, Hylidae. Gene Ontology annotation, biological process: multicellular organism development; canonical Wnt signaling pathway; neuron differentiation. The transcript has 5 exons. The coding region runs from base 966 to 2147 and encodes 393 amino acids. The record is from RefSeq and is a predicted model, not a curated record. Gene Ontology annotation, cellular component: extracellular region.